Molecule: messenger RNA, 1029 nt
Organism: Spirometra erinaceieuropaei
Lineage: Eukaryota; Metazoa; Platyhelminthes; Cestoda; Diphyllobothriidea; Diphyllobothriidae
Source: the annotation of a GenBank genome assembly
AUGGAUCAUCUGACGGCGCUCUUCCAGGAGAUGUGGCGUCGAGGAGAAGUCCCGCAGGGUUUCAAGGACUCCACAAUUGUCCAUAUUUAUAAGCGGAAAGGUAGCCGCCAGCUCUUUGACAAUCAUCGAGGCAUCUGCUUGCUGAACACCACAGGGAAGAGCUUCGCUCACAUUCCCCUCAACGACCUGAACCACCAUCUGGAAUAUGGUCUCCUGCCGGAAAACCAGUGCAGCUUCCGCCGUCGUCGUGGGACUACGGACAUGAUCUUCGCCGCCCGCCAACUGCAGAUGUGUCAGAAGAUGCAGAUCCACCUGUAUUCUACCUUCGUGGAGCUGACGAAAGCCUUAGACAUACUGGAUCGCGAAGGACUGCGGAAAAUCAUGCAGAAAUUCGGCUGUCCCGAGCGAUUUACACACAUGGUGCGCCAGCUCCACGAUGGCAUGAUGGCGUGAGCCACGGACAAUGGGGCUGUCUCAGAGGCAUUUGCAGUGAUCAAAGGAGGGAAGCAGGACUGCGUCCUCGCGCCCACCCUCUUCAGUCUCAUGUUCUCUGUCAUGCUGAUGGACGCCGACCGUGGCGGACGUCCUGGGAUCCGCAUCGCCCACAGGACGGACAGCCAACUCCUCAACCACCGGUGGAUGCAUUUCCAGUCGCGUGUAUCCGCAGCGGCCGUCCAUAAACUUCUCUUCGCCGACGACAGCGCCCUCAACGCCACCUCAGAAGGGGACAUGCAAGGGGGCAUGGGCCUCUUCGCCGUCGCCUGCGACAGCUUCGGCCUGAUCAUCAACACGGAGAAGAUGGUGGUCAGGCACCAACCGCCUCCCGACGCCGACUACGUCGCAGCCCAAAUCAACGUGAAUGGCGCCAAAUUGCAAUUGGUGGACAAAUUCACCUACCUGGACAGCACCCUCCCCCGCACCACCGAAAUCGACUAUGAAGUGGCCCUCCGAAUCUCCAAAGCCAGCCAAGCUUUCGCCCGUCUGCAAAACACCGGAAUCGCCACGGUCUCCACGUCAACAUUAAACUGA